AUGGACUCUCGAAAUUCUAGCCAAAUAGCAGUCUUAGCAUCCGCCCAAACAGGGCUGCUGGUAGAUGAUUUCACAUACAACAUCUUCGUCCUUAUCUUCUUCGUCGCUGUCAUGGGCUCCGCCAGCUUCAUCGGCAUCAUCUUCAACGCAAUCAACAUCAUCGUUUUCCGGAAGCAGGGCUUUAAGGACACCGUUAACAUAACCCUAUUCGGUCUGGCCAUCUCCGAUAUAGGAGGACUAAUGUCUCUCAUAUGGUUAAGCAUUUGUUUCAACCCUUGGUUCACCAAUGCUGACCUGCCUUUUGACACUGAGGAGAUUCAGUACGUGACAGCAGGAUGGCCCCACACCUGUUUCACACGCAUCACUGGUUGGAUCACAGCCUUCGUCACGUUUGAGAGGUGUCUGUGUAUCGCUAUGCCUCUCAAGGUGAAGACGAUCAUAACCCCGAGGCGAACGACUUUCGUGGUUGUUGGCAUAUACUCCAUCGUGAUUUCGGGAGUGGUACCUGCGUUUUAUUCAAUCCGUCUAGGGCCAAAGUUUUAUCAGAGUAAAAAUGUGACGAAGAUAGGAUUACUUUACAUACCUAACGGUGUGCACAUUGAGAACGUGGCAGUUUUGGUCAAUAUUAUACCUCAAUAUGUGUCUUUCUUGGUCGUUAUUGUCUGCACUAUCAUUCUUGUUCGAAAUCUUACACUGAAAUCGAAAUGGCGAAAGUCUACUUCAAACUCGGCUCAGCAGAACUCUUUAUCGAAUAGAGACAAAAAAGUGGUGUCCAUGAUUAUCCUUAUCUCUAGCAUAUUCAUGGCUUGUUUUUUGCCUAGUGCUGUCAACCAGAUCAUAAUGAUUGUCUCUGUAGAAUAUAGCAUUUACGGUAUAAAUCGCAACUUGUUUUUACUAUCGUGGUCUAUUUGUAAGUCUUUGGAGGCUGUGAAUUCUGCUGUGAACAUAUUUGUGUAUUACAACAUGAGUUCCAGAUAUAGAGAAAUCCUUGAUGAAAUGCUUAAUAGAAAUAAAGGGAAAAAGUAA
Messenger RNA from Aplysia californica (California sea hare), 1026 nucleotides. Its product is annotated as growth hormone secretagogue receptor type 1-like. Gene Ontology annotation, cellular component: plasma membrane. Gene Ontology annotation, biological process: G protein-coupled receptor signaling pathway. Lineage: Eukaryota; Metazoa; Mollusca; Gastropoda; Aplysiida; Aplysiidae. Bases 1 to 1026 code for a protein of 341 amino acids. The record is from RefSeq and is a predicted model, not a curated record. Gene Ontology annotation, molecular function: G protein-coupled peptide receptor activity. The transcript has a single exon.